This is a messenger RNA of Gaeumannomyces tritici R3-111a-1, 3504 nucleotides long. RefSeq lists its product as hypothetical. Gene Ontology annotation, molecular function: transmembrane transporter activity. The transcript has 4 exons. Lineage: Eukaryota; Fungi; Ascomycota; Sordariomycetes; Magnaporthales; Magnaporthaceae. Gene Ontology annotation, biological process: transmembrane transport. The coding region runs from base 1 to 3345 and encodes 1114 amino acids. The record is from RefSeq and is a predicted model, not a curated record.
AUGCCACCGUCCGCAGACACUCCUCCGAGAUGGACUCUCGGAAUACUGAACGACAGGGAAACUGUCGAUGUCCCCGGUAAGCACGCCCUCAAGCCAGAAGCCGCUGUCACGGGCCCUAAUAUUUCCGACCGCCUAGGCUCUGUGCGUCUGCUGGCUAGGGACCAUGACCAGCCUCUGGGACUGUCGAGUAUCCCGCGAAGAAACUCCGCAUCCACGCUGCCCACGGGCAUUCCAUGGGGCUUUGCCGACCCCCCACCCGAGAAUGGACCAAAGAGAACGAGGGACGGGCUGAUGAUUCUGGACCCGCAACCCGAGGAGUCGGUCAACGACCCCCUGAACUGGCCCUCUUGGCGGCGGAACCUCGCCUUGCUGUCAGUCGGGCUUUACUGCAUGGUUGGAGGUGGCCUGACUCCAUUGCUGGCCGCCGGCUUCCCUGCCAUCGCGCGAGAUUACCACGUUGAAGUCGCCGAUGUUUCUCUCACAACGGGCAUGUUCAUGCUGGGCCUGGGAGUCGGCUCUGUCAUCGCUUCGCCAACAGCCAUCCUCUUCGGGAAGCGGACGGUCUAUCUCGGUAGUGCCGCGGCCGUCAUCGUCUGCUCCAUCUGGUGUGCUCUGGCCCCCAACUUCACCUCGCUCGUCGUCGCCCGCGUCUUCCAGGGCAUCGCGGUCAGUCCCGUCGAGUGCCUCCCAGGAGCCACCAUCGGCGAGAUCUUUUUCCUGCACGAGAAGGCCUUUCGUAUUGGGAUAUACACGCUGCUGCUCCUGAGCGGCAAGAACAUCAUCCCGCUCAUCAGCGCUGCCAUCAUGCAGAGCCUCAGCUGGCGAUGGGUGUUUUGGGUCAUUACUAUGGUGCUCGUGUUCUGCGGCGCUCUGCUCUUCUUGUUUGUGCCGGAGUCGUUCUGGGACCGAAAUCGGGCAUCAAAGCAGGAAGGGCCAUCGUGGCCCGUGACACUGGCUCACAGACUUUCGAGCGUCGUAAGUGGCAGAUCAAGUGCCAGUCUUGCGCCACGGCCUUCCUCUACGACCCCUGGGUCUACGAGCGGGAUCCCCCCGAUGACGCCAAGGGAGCUCGAAGACGUACCUACGCCCUUGUUUCUCGACAAGAGAGACAAGCGCGCUCACUUCGUCGACAGCCCCCACUACCCCGGUGACCCGACGAGCUCCGCGGCUUCGGAAACUGCGGUGGCGACGGCUGAGGACUCCAGGAGGGAUUCCUUCAUGUCUGGCAGCACCAUAGCCCUGCCUCCCCAAGUACAUCGAAUCCACUCUGCUCAGCCGGUAGGCGAAGAUACAUCGCUGAUCCCACUCAGCGGUAAGCGCCGUUGCUCGAGUCACACGUCGCUCCGAAGUCGUGCUCACUCUCACGACCACGGUUACUUCAUGAUUCUCGACGGGAGAAACUCCAGAGUAGUGCAUGUCCGCGGCAUGUCAAUAGACCACACCAGCGGUCCCAACACAGUCGGUGGCUUCCCUGUAAUACCACCGGGGCCUGCGGUGCGGCAGAGCCUUGAAGACGCGUGCCGGAGUAUCGGCGACAACCCCAACACCAACUACUCGAUAUGGCAGAUGAUGCCUGGGUGGACGCCGACAACCCCUCCAGACGAGCUCCCGGACGAGUGUGACAGCAGCAGCUCGGGCGGAAGCAAGUCGGGCUACAAGACUGCUGUCGCAGACAUGUCCCGCGCAUCCAGCUACGGGGGCAACCAGGGCGCGCAAUCCUCUGGCUACAACACCGCUGUGGCAAACCAGUCCCGCUCGUCGAGCUAUGGAGGCAAUCAAGAUGUGCUGCCCUCUGGCUACCGCACUGCCGUCGGUGGUCACUCCCGCUCACCCAGCUGGACUAUCACGCCAGAGAUGAAGGCUUUUUGCGACCAGAUUGACGGCCAACAUAGCCCGCUGCAGGACGGCCAUCAACCGCACCAGAACGGCCAGCAGCAGGAUGGCGAGCAAAGCCAGCAGCUCGAUAUCGCCGCACAGUCCGAAGAUGGCUAUGUUAUGGUGUGGAAAAUGGAGCCGAAGGCCUCUGACCACGAAUCCCAGGAUGUGGAUGCGGGUGAUGGCUAUACCGUAGUGUGGGAAAGCAAAAAAGACGACACAGAAGAGCCACAGCUUGGCGCAGGUGACGCCGAGGGAGCCACGAACGAAAAGCAAUCUGCUCACCCACAGCCCCUGCAUCAGGGCCAGGAGGCGGGGUCAGAACCUGGCCACGGUAUUGAUCAGGACCCAGAGUACGAGAUCAUAUGGCAGAGCGAUGCCGCCCUGACCGCCGAAGCCGAGAAGCAACAACAGGCUCCCGGUGUGGAUCAUGCAGGCGGCUCAGGGUACUCGGCGUCGUCGAGAUCCACACCCACACUGGCAGCGGCUCCGUGCGUCGAGAAGCAGAGUCAGGCCCUCGGCAUGAGUCUACCCGCGACCUCGGUGGGCUCAGUGGGCUCAGUGGGCUCGAUGAAGACGUUCAAGACGGCGCCGGAGGAGUGGUCGCGGCGGCCGUCGUCGGUGGUGGCGGUCUACGACAUGCCGGGACUGACGAGCAGCCCCCGCCGGGCCUCAUACACGACGGCGCUUCGCAGGAUGCCGGCGCGCACGUUUACGCAGCACCUCCGGCCGUACCAUGGGCGGCUGAGCCGGGACAGCUGGUUGCACGCGGCGCUGCGACCGCUCGUGCUGUUCUCGUACCCGGCCGUGCUCUGGGCGGCGCUGGUCUACAGCUGCUCCAUGGGCUGGCUCGUCGUGUUGUCACAGUCGGUCGCCGUCAUUUUUAUCCAAGGAUCUUACCACUUCAAUGAGCUCCAGACGGGCCUCACGUACAUCUCGCCGCUCAUCGGCGGAAUCCUCGGCACCGCCGUCGCCGGGUGGAUCUCGGACGUGAUUGUGAAGGCGAUGUCACGACGCAACGGGGGCAUCUACGAGCCCGAGUUCCGGCUCAUCAUGGCGCUGCCAGUCCUGGUCACGACAGCGCUCGGCCUGGCCGGGUUCGGCUGGUCGGCCGAGGCGGGCCGGCACUGGGCCGUGCCCACCUUCUUCUUCGGCCUCGUCUCGUUCGGCUGCUCCCUGGGCUCAACGACGGCCAUCACGUUCGUGGUGGACAGCCACCGCCAAUACAGCGGCGAGGCGCUCGUGGCGCUCAACUUUUGCAAGAACGUGCUGCACGGCAUGGUUUUCUCGCUCUUCUUCACGCGCUGGCUCGUGGCCGCCGGCGGCCGGGCCGUCUUCGUGUGCCUAGCCGCCGUCCACGUCGCGGUCCUGCUGACGACGGUGCCCAUGUACGUGUUUGGCAAGCGUGCGAGGAUGUGGACCGUGAGGAAGAACUACGUGGAGAGGUUCUGGGGCAGGCCUGGCCGGUGAGUGGUGGCUGACAGGCAGCUGGGUUGGGGCACUCGCGGCGUAGAUGGGGCCGGCACAAGACUGGGGUUCAGCUCUCAUCGAUAGACAGUUUGUAGAAGAUUGUAUAGGAUAGGCCUGCAGGCUGAUGGCACAGUGGAUUAGGUAUAGAUUGAUAUCUCG